GAUGCUACGAAGGCGACUCAAGAUCUCACUCUGGAGAUUGUGCCGCGCGAUUCAGUGAAAAACGCAACCCCCUACUAGGUAGCGGGAAUUUUGUCAGUUCUGAAGUAAACCUUUGGAGAGAAUAUGGCCAGGGUGAACGACCUUUUCGCCGUUUCCCCGUCCCGGGUUCUGCUGGGCUUCACCACCUCCAAUAUCACAACUUCACCACUGAUUUCGGCCGUACCUUUGACGGACAAGGCCCUCGGCGUCCAUAAGGUCACCUCGGCCACGACCCAUAACCUCGUGCAGCCCCCAAUUCCCGUAGAUCGCGACGAUUCGCAGUGCGCAUGGGAGGCUCUCUAUCCCGAAGGCAGCAUCAAUCCGGGAAACAAAAUCGUACCUCCCGGCGGCUUCGGCUUCUACUUGCGCGGGCCGCCGGAAUUCGCACAAGCUCUUAAUGAUCCCGCGACGGGUGCGGAGGUCGUCUUCGGCUAUGACGUCCUUUUCGAAGAAGGCUUCGACUUCAGGAAGGGCGGAAAGCUACCGGGGAUCUAUGGGGGUGCCGGAGAUGCUGCGUACGGAUGCACCGGAGGACGCCAGACCGACAGAUGCAAGUGCUUUAACCUGCGGUUGAUGUGGCGCGAAAACGGCGUGGGCGAGCUGUACGCCUACGUCCCGCAAUCUGAGAUCAACACCCAACGGCUCCUCGCCGUCCCUCCUCGCUCGAUUCAGCAUCCCGAUUAUGGGUUUUCAGUCGGCCGCGGGGCGUGGACGUUCGCGUCCGGCCGCUGGACGCGCGUCACCGAACGCGUAAAAAUCAACGAUGUUGGAAAGGAGAACGGCGAGAUCGAGGUCCUCAUCGACGGCAAAUCCGUCUUCCUUGCCACCGGCCUCGUCUUGCGAACGCCCGAAGGCCCCGAUGCACGCGUACAGGGCCUGCAUUUUCAGACCUUCUUCGGAGGGCACAGUCAGGACUGGGCUUCGCCGAAGGAUCAGCGUGCCUGGUAUGCGAAUGUGUCCGGGGCUAUUAUCAAACCUCAACCGGGAGCAGCGAGCCCGCACGACGAACUGUGAUGCAUCUAUGCACCUGGCGAAUUACAUCUACGUAGUUGUCCUCAGUGCUUGCUCACUGUUGUGCUGAUUUCAAUGAUACCAAC
This is a messenger RNA of Trametes versicolor FP-101664 SS1, 1136 nucleotides long. RefSeq lists its product as uncharacterized. The transcript has 8 exons. The record is from RefSeq and is a predicted model, not a curated record. Bases 124 to 1053 code for a protein of 309 amino acids. Lineage: Eukaryota; Fungi; Basidiomycota; Agaricomycetes; Polyporales; Polyporaceae.